AUGCCUCUUUCUUGUCAAGUCCCCAGAUCUUGCCUUCAGCGCCUGGCUGGCUAUACUAGCCGUCCCCAUGGCUUGACUGUCCUCAGGUCGGCUUCCAAGCCCAUGCCGCGCUUGCUUCAUGAAUCCCACUCCCCGUUGAAAUCUGUCGCCUCACGGGAACAAUUAGGGCUAGACUCCUCUUUUCCUGUCCAAGAGUUUGCCUUCCUGCAAGACCUAAUCAGGAAGUCGCCCUUGUUCCUCCAUGCCUCGAAGCGCAAAGCCGAGGAGUUCCAUUUUCCGCUGGGUACCACAUUCAAGGCUCCGUCACGCGAAAUCGGCCUCGAGAUGAAGGAUGCAUUUGCACAGGCCCUGAGAGAGUAUGGCAUUAUUGCCGUUGAGCUUGGCUUCAAUGACCCUAAGAGUCAGUUUAUGCUCGAAGUCGUGGAAGCAAUGGGAUGUAGUCCCGACACCCACUCCAGCACACAGGGUGCAUUGUGGGACGUAACCUACCGACCCAGCGGCGUCAUCAGCCAGAAAACUGGCGGCAACGUAGUCAGCAUUUCCCACUCCCUGGGCGAAUUCGCCUGGCACACCGACGGCUGCUUCGAAGUCAGCCCGCAACGCUUCUUCGGGCUGCACAUCCUCCAUCCAGAUAAGUUGGGCGGAGGUAUCUUCCGUGUGCUCGCCGUCGAUGACCUCGUCAAACUUCUCUCCCCUGCCUCAAUCGAGACACUCCUCAACUACGAAUUUGAGCUCCAAGUCCCACCAGAGUUUUACAAGGGAGCCACGACGACAAGACACAAGUUGCUGUCCAUCGAACCGAAUACUGGACGAUAUCUUAUGCGCUUCCGUCGUGAUAUCCUGGCCGAUCCGCCUAGUGACGAUCCGGUGGCCAAUGCGGCCGUUGCGGAGUUGAACGCCAUUCUGGAUAAGCGGGAUACUGUGGGGCAGUCUUUCUCAGAGGAUGUAUUCAAGGAGAAUGUUAUCCUUCUGAUGGACAAUGCGCGGUUUUUGCACUGUCGGACGGAGAUUAAGGAUCCGAGACGAUUUCUGAGGCGCAUUCGGUUUAAUGGGACCCCUGGAGUCCGCAACUAG
Molecule: messenger RNA, 1074 nt
Organism: Aspergillus pseudoviridinutans
Lineage: Eukaryota; Fungi; Ascomycota; Eurotiomycetes; Eurotiales; Aspergillaceae
Exons: 2
Coding region: 1-1074 (357 amino acids)
Molecular function (GO): oxidoreductase activity
Source: RefSeq, a predicted model, not a curated record